AUGAUAACUAAUCUAUUCUCCGUAUUCGACCCGUCCUCAAGCAUCUUCAAUCUUUCUAUAAAUUGAAUAAGAACAUUUUUAGGGUUAACAUUAAUCCCUUCCGCCUAUUGAUUAAUACCCUCCCGAUGACAUAUCUUCUGAAACUCAAUUCUACUAACCUUACAUAAAGAAUUCAAAACUCUUUUAGGCCCCUCAGGACAUUCAGGUUCAACUUUCAUUUUUGUCUCUCUAUUUUCACUAAUUUUAUUUAAUAAUUUUAUAGGAUUAUUCCCUUACAUUUUUACUAGAACAAGUCAUCUUACAUUAACUCUUACGCUAGCUCUACCCCUAUGACUAUGUUUUAUAUUAUAUGGAUGAAUUAACCAUACCCAACAUAUAUUUGCACACUUAGUACCCCAAGGAACUCCAGCAGUACUUAUACCAUUUAUAGUCUGUAUUGAAACUAUUAGUAACAUUAUCCGCCCUGGAACCUUAGCUGUUCGAUUAGCAGCCAACAUAAUUGCAGGACACCUACUCCUUACUCUAUUAGGUAACACUGGACCUUCACUUUCCUACAUAAUUAUAUCAUUUUUAUUAAUAGGUCAAAUUGCUCUUCUAGUACUAGAAUCAGCUGUUGCUAUUAUUCAAUCAUAUGUAUUUGCAGUAUUAAGAACACUAUACUCUAGCGAAGUAAAUUAA
Messenger RNA from Bactrocera oleae (olive fruit fly), 678 nucleotides. Lineage: Eukaryota; Metazoa; Arthropoda; Insecta; Diptera; Tephritidae. The record is from the annotation of a RefSeq genome assembly.